Messenger RNA from Adineta steineri, 5622 nucleotides. Lineage: Eukaryota; Metazoa; Rotifera; Eurotatoria; Adinetida; Adinetidae. The record is from the annotation of a GenBank genome assembly.
AUGGCUCAAUGGUUGACAAAAGUACAGCAAGAAGCCGAUAAAACUAAUAAUUUACUUCUUCGAGAAUUCUGUCAACAACUUUCUGAUUAUCUUUCUCAUGGAACAACACUACAUUAUGGAAGAGAAAAAGUACUUGAAUUUAUUCGAAGUUGUCUGGAAACUGAAACACAACAUAUUGGAACUCUUGUUAGUCGAGGAUUCGAGAAAUUAAUCUUGGAAGAAGAAUCAUGUCGUGAAUGUACAUUACAAGAAAAACAAGAUUUUCUUCAAUAUAUAUUCGAUGCAUUUCCUAAUGGUUCACCACUUGUUGAACGUGAACUUGUUGGUUCUAUUCGAUUAAUAUUAGAGAUUGUUCGAACUCAAUGUCCUGUUUUAUCUGGACAUGUUCUAUGUAAAUUGAUUCAAUUUACAUUGGGUGUUUUACGAACAACAAAUUCUGAUUUACGACGAGAAACAUGUCAAUUAUGUGCAUCGAAACUUGAAGCUUUUUAUAAUUUCCGACCAUUAAUGCCAAAAGAAGAACGUCAGUAUACAGAUGAUGGAAAUAUAAUUUUGAAUCAAUCGGAAAUUGAUUAUUAUCGACAAUUAUUAACAUUAAUGGAAUAUCAAACAACACUUGUUAAUGAAUUAUCUCGAAAACAAGAUCAAACACUUCAACGAAUAUUUGUACUUGAACUUCAUGAUUUAUUGAUAAGAUCAUUAUCACGUACUGUUUAUUUUUAUCAACCAUUUAUUGAUUUUAUUUGGAAAAAAUAUUCUCCGGCUGUUAUUUCUUUUCUUGGUAGUCCAAUAAUUGAUGCUCGUUGUAUUAUGUAUGUAAAAAAUAAUGCAUCUGAUCCACAUCUACGACGAACAGUCUAUAGAAUUAUUCUAAAUUUAAUUUGCUUUAUUGCACCUAUUGGUUCAUUACGAUCUGUAAGUGAAACACUUUUUCAACGUUUAUGUUUAUCUCAAACAACAAAUGAACGACUGGAUUUACUUAUUGUAUUAAAUGAAGUUAUUACAAGUCGUUCAUUAAUCUCCGUUAUAUCACCACCUUGGAUUCAUUCAACCGAAGCAACGAAUGAUUCUGAUUUAAGUUUAUUUCGAAAAAUUAUUUCAAUAAUUGCUGAAUGUUCAUCAUCAGAUGAUCGAAAUUUAGUUAACAAUGCUUAUCUUUGUCUUAAUCAUUGUCUUGAACAAUUAAUAAAAUUUAGUACGGAAGCAUUAUUUUUUGAUAGUGAUGAAGAACAAGCAAUUCGUAAAGCAUAUAAAAAAUUUGGUUAUCCAAUUGUCCCAUUAUUUAUUGAUACAAAUAAUAUUUUAAAUUUAAUUAAUAAUGAAAAUAUAAAUACUGCUGAACAAGAAAAGGAAAUUUGUUUAACAGCUGAAUCAACAACAUUAGAUAAAGUUAAAUUUUAUGUUAAUCAUUUGAAAAAUCUUCUUAAAACAAGUGAUCAACAACAUAUCACAAGUGUAUCAGAUUUUGAUGAUGCUCUAUUACAAUUUUCAUCAUUUAUUAGUAAUGAAUAUUCAUCAAAAAUGUCAUUUUCAUUUGAUACAUCGACAACCAUUGUAACAAAUCCUGAUGGAAUAUAUGCAACAACAAUUUGGUUUUUAUGGUAUUGUUGUCGAAGACAAUUACAACAAUUAUUUGAUUCGAAUAUAUCAUCAACUAUUUCAAAAAGUUCAUUUAUAACUGAUAUAAUGAAUAGUGGUUUGAUGCUUUGUAUUGAACCUGAUUGGAUGGAUACAUUAUAUGAUAUGUAUUAUGAACAGUUUAAUGUUUUUGAUAAUCUUUCAGAACAAUUUAAAACAGUUCUUCAUCAAAUGUUAAUAGAUAUUCGUCCGUUUAAUAUUCGAUCAAUGAAAUCUGCUAUUGGAGAUUCAACAUCAAAACAUGAUGCACGUUCAACAGCACUUUCGGUUUGUCAUCGUUUGGUGCAAAUGUGUUGGAGUGCAAUAUUAGGUGCAUUAACACCAAUGCUUACAAAAAAUCAUUCCAUAGAUUCCGAUCUAACAUCAUCAAAUUUAAUUUUAUCAAAUACAAUUAGUGAAAAACUUAUUGAAACUCAUGAACUUGUUUUUCAAAGUUUAAAAUUAGUUUUUCAAUUAGCUGUUACUGUUGGUUUACCAAAUAAUGCUUGUUAUGUUCUUCAUUGUGUGGUUAGUACAAUUGAACAAGGUUGGAUUGUUGAGAAUCAAAAAAAAAUAUUUACAAAACAUAAUCGUCUUCAUUAUCUUGAUGUAAUGGCAAUUAAUUUUAUUCUUCAAUUAUAUAUGAAUGAUAUUAAUAAUUGUCCAAAUAUAACAUAUAAACAUAUUUUAAGAUGUUGUGUUCAUUUAUGUCUCUUGGAAAUGCAAUGUUGUCCUCCAAAAGAAAAACUUGAUUUAACACUUCAUCAACAUGGACAUGUUUCAUGUGAACUUAAUAAUGGUGUAUCAUCAUCGUCAAAUGAUUCAUCAACUUCAUCUCUUCUUCAAUUAAAUAAUAUUGAUAAAACUGGUCAUAUUCAUGAUAAAUCAUGUGCAAAUAUUCUUCAAGCAUUAUCUUGUCGUUCAGACAAAUUAUAUGAACUUGUUGUUCGUCAACUUGAUCUUGAUUCAUUACUUGAAUUUUUUGAACAAAUUCGUUUAUUAACUGAAACACCAUUACAAAAACGAACAUCGGAUAUAUCACCAUCACUUUUACAAAAUCUUUUUCCAAUGCAUGUCGUCAUUGAACGAAUAGGUGACAUGACAUUAGGUAUUAUUGCAUCACUUCGACCACGUUAUCAUGUUUGUAAAGUAUGGAGUUGUGUAUCUCAAUUAUUCAUUCAAGGAGCAACACAUCACGAUAUUCAAUUAGCAAAACGUACAAUUUCUCAUAUGCAUCGAGAUUUACGUUCAUGGCUUUCCGUUCGACCUGAAUAUCCAAAUUUUCAAUUAAAUGAAACAUUUUUCAAACCAUUCGAACAUUUAAUAUGUACAGAACAAUGUGAUAGUAUUGUCGAAAAUCAAAUUGUUAAUUCAAUAUGUGAACUUGUUGAAUUAAAUACAAAUGCAAUAAUGUCAGGUUGGCGUUCAAUAUUUGCUUGUUUAAAAACUGUUAAAAUUGAACAACAUCGUCGUUCAAUUGGAAUAAAAAAUUCAACAAUGAAAGAAACAAAAACUGAUGAGGAUGAAACUGAACAAGCUGGUGUUGAAUUAUAUCGUGUUAAUGCGAUAUUAGAAGUUCUUGAAGCAUUUUUUUCAUGUGAAAAUCUUAAUGUUAUUGCACAAGCAUCUGUUGAUUGUCUUCAAUGCUUAUUUUGUUAUUUACGUGAACCAGAACCAUUUACACCAAUGGUUAAUAGUCCAUUUGGUGAUAGUUUUGAUGAGAAUGAUGAAGAACAUAAUCAAAUUGAAUUGGUUAUGCCUGCAUUAAAUAUGAUACAAAAAUUUACAACAAUAUUUGUACAUUGUUUUGUUACAUCAUCAAAUCAUGUUUUUGCAACAAAAAAACGAACUCGACAAUUUGAAUCAACAUCAUUUACAUAUUCAACAUUUUCAAAUUUUUCUCCAUCAUUUUUCUCCUAUCUUGAUUUAUCCAUAUCAUCGGAUACAAUACUUCGUUCAUUUGAACUUAAACUUGUUGGUUAUAUGAGACAAUUAUCAGAUGAUCUUGAUCUUAUUGAUAAUACAACACAUCUACUUAAUGUUUGGUCAUAUAUGAUUGAAGGUCUUACUGAUACAAUAUUUUCAUGUUCAAAUCAUUAUCAUACAAAAAUAAUUGAUCAAUAUUUUCUUAUUUUAAAAUUAACCUAUGAUAGUGUUGGUCAUCGAUUUUCAAUUUAUCUUAUUUGUUGUGUUAUUAUUCCAUGGUUACAAUCAUUUGUAUGUUCAAAUUUUUUAAAAAUGACAUCAUCAUUAAGAAAAUUAACCAUAUUUCGACGACAUGCACAACGACAAAAUUCAACAUUUAUGAAUAUUAUUGCAUGGCGUUUAUUUCUUGGAAAUUUACUUGAACAUAUUUUGUAUAUAUUUGAUAUGGCGAAAGAAUUUGAAGAAUAUCAUCAUAUUUUAUUUGAUUGUUUUCAAUCGAUGUUAAUUGAUUGGCUUUGUGUUGCUAAUGAAUAUGUUGGUCGACUUGGUUUAUCAUGUAUUAAACAUCUGAUUACAAAUAUAUCAAAAAAAUUUGAUCCAUCACUUCGAUCAAUCUGUAUUGAUAAUCUUCAACAUGCUCUAUUACUUACAUCUUUACCAACUGAAUAUUUAAUCUAUGAAUUUCGUAUUUCAUCCCCCGAAGAUCUUCUUCGUAAUGUACGUGUUUAUGUACAAAAUGAUUCGAAUUCAUCUCAAUCAUCAUAUGGAAUGGCGAAUGGUGAUAGUUCAAUUUUUCCACUUUGUCAACAACUUUUCAAUGAACAUCAACAACAACCGCAACAACAACAGAAAAUUCCUGAAGGAAAAUUCUUUCGAUUUACAUUUCGAACGGUGACAACAUCAAUAAAUACUGAUCCUAGUCCACAUGAAAUACAAAUGAAAACAUUUGUUUAUUUAAAUUAUUUUCAUUUACAAUUAAUACAUAUUAUUGGUGAAUUAAAUUGGCCGGAAUUCACACCUUGUUUAAGUCAAACAAUUGAUUUAGCAGAACGAUUUGAUUCAUUUUCAAAUCAUUUUGGUUUAAGAAAUAUUUUACAACAAUUAUUUAUUUUUGAUCCACCAGCUGUCACAUUUCAACAUGUGAAACGAGUUGCAUUUCAAUAUCUUGUUGAUUAUUUAAUGCGUGGUGUUAAAGAUGAACUUGUUAAACAAUCAAUUGAUUCAGCUAAUCUUAAUUUACAACAAGAAAAUAAUGAAUUAAUUGAUAAAGCUAAUGAUGAAUAUGAAUCAUUUCCAGAAACUUCAUCACCUCAACAACAACAGUUCGUUGGAAAUAUUGAAAAGAAGAUUGGAUUUUUUGGUCGAUUUGCGACACAUCUUGCUGCUACAUCAUAUAAUUAUAUUGAUUUAUUAAAAUUACUUAGUGAUGGUAUUGCUGAUUUACUUUUUACUGGCUCAAAUCAACUUGAAACACAUAUAGAAACUGAUCAAUAUGGAUUAUAUCUACUAAGAGCAGAUCAAGAUUUACUUGAUAAAUUUCUUCCAUCGACAUGCCAAAUAGUUUCAAGACGAUCUUCAAUAUCAGAAAAUGAAAUAGAAUAUUUUAUUGUUAAUCAAGAUAUGAUUUGUCGUGUAUUAAAUGAUCAUAAAAUAAUACGUAAAGUAGAAACACCAACAUCACCAUCACCUGCUCAACGUAAAAGUUCAACAAUUCCAUCACCAUCAACUCAUCAACGAUUCUUUUCACAAUCUUUAUUGAAUGAAAAUACAAAAAUAAAUACUGAUGAUCAACGUUCAUUACAAGAAACACUUUCAGCACGAAACACUGAACAUAUAUCAAUUGCUCUUAAACUUUAUGUUGAUGGAUGGAAUGAUUUAUGUUUAUAUUUAGCUAAAUCAUUACAAGAAAAUGGUUGUUGGUUUUCAACAAUAGGAUCUGGUAAUAGUCUACUUAUGCCUUCACUUGAACGAUGGUUAUUUGUAUGUGCAACGAAUGCUUCAAAUCGACAACUUAAAAAUUUACUUUUGGAUAUUUUAAUGAAAUAUGGAGGAAAAGAUUCAAUUGUAACACGAACAUAA